Molecule: messenger RNA, 531 nt
Organism: Dictyostelium purpureum
Lineage: Eukaryota; Evosea; Eumycetozoa; Dictyosteliales; Dictyosteliaceae
Exons: 3
Coding region: 1-531 (176 amino acids)
Source: RefSeq, a predicted model, not a curated record
AUGAAUAAAUUAUUUGUUUUCACUUUAUUUUUAGUUGCUUUGUGUUUAUUAAAUGUUGUUGCUUCAAAAAAAAGUAGAUGCACAUGCGAAAUGCAUGAUGGAUCUGUUUUAAAUAUUGAUGCUCCAAAUUUCGAAGUUUGUCAAGAAAGAUGUGAUGUUUUAGCUACAAAACAAGUUGUUACUUGCGAUACUAAUACUUGUACUUGUAACUGCCCAAAAAUGGUAAGACCAUGUAAUGCUCCACCAACCCCAAGUCAUGCUUCAUCCAGCCAUGGUCCAUCUUCAUCAGGCCCAUCUUCAUCAGGUCCAUCUUCAUCAUCAGGUAGUUGUGCUUCAGGAAGUGGCAGUGGUUGCUCAGGUUCAGCAAGCGCAAGUGCUUCAGGAAGUGGUAGUGGUUCAGGUGGUUCAGGUGGUUCAGGUGGCUCAGGUAGUGGUAUGCUUUUCAUAAAUAAGGAAGUUAAAGCUGCUACAACUUGUCAAUAUAACCAUUGCCCAUGCACUAAAAAUGUCGAAAAGGUUAUUUUUAAUUAG